Molecule: messenger RNA, 3500 nt
Organism: Oncorhynchus nerka (sockeye salmon)
Lineage: Eukaryota; Metazoa; Chordata; Actinopteri; Salmoniformes; Salmonidae
Product: glycerophosphodiester phosphodiesterase domain-containing protein 5-like
Exons: 16
Coding region: 417-2174 (585 amino acids)
Biological process (GO): positive regulation of neuron differentiation; lipid metabolic process
Cellular component (GO): plasma membrane
Molecular function (GO): glycerophosphodiester phosphodiesterase activity
Source: RefSeq, a predicted model, not a curated record
ACUGGUAGUCAGUCGAUUGAUUUUCUCUCCCGGUGUUCAUAGGCAAGGCUUGCAUUAACCUCAGAAGACUCUAACCUUGGAAUAUUUACUGAGAAAACGAAGUUAAACUGAUACACACUUCAAUGUAGCAUAAACCCACGAGGUUGAAUUUAAUAGAAUAACUCUGGUUCGAAUGGUUUUCCUUUAUUGUGACUGGACACAUUUCCUUUUGACAACAUUUGGUGGCCACCCACCUCAACACGUUUGACGCAGACAGCAGCCCAUUUGUCGCGUGGUGUGAGGACAGUUGGUCUGAGGACUUGGUCAAAUAUUCCUACAACUUCACAUGGGAGAAAAAGCCUGAAAUAAUUGAUAAAGGUUUCCUGUUUGGUCAAUGGGAUGUUAGAGGUCUGGAGGCGUGCCAGAACUGAAGGAGCAUGGUGAAGCACCAACCCCUGCAGGUUUACGAGAGGCAGCUGUGUUUGUCAUGUCUCACAGGGAUCUAUGGGUGCCGGUGGAAACGGUACCAACGGUCACAUGAUGACACCACUAAGUGGGAGUUCCUGUGGUCUCUCAUCCUCUUCUUCACCUUCUCUCUGCUCCUGGUCUGGUUCUACUUCUGGUGGGAGGCACACAACGACUACAAUGAGUUCAACUGGUUUUUAUAUAACCGCUCUGGGGAGUGGAGCGACGGGACCGUUCCAAUCCUGGCCACUACCGCUGCCGGCUUCACUUAUAUUGCAUUUUUAAUGAUUUUAGCACUUUGCCACAUAGCAGUGGGACAACAGCUGAACUUGCACUGGCUGCACAAGAUUGGAGUGAGUGCUGCCCUGCUGACCACUGCCAUUGGAUUCAUAUCUGUCAAUCAAACAUGGGGGGAGGAGUGGGCAGUCAUCCCUGUAUCACUCCAGGCCACGGGUCCCUUCCUACACCUAGGAGCUCUGGUGGCUGUCACCGCUCUGGCCUGGCUGGUGGCUGGGCAGAUCGCCCGCACAGAGAAAAUAAGGUUCCAGGUGGUGGUUCUCCUGCUCUACCUGAGUGUUCUACUGGGCCUCUACAUGGCCCCCCUUUCCAUCACCUCCCCCUGCAUCAUGGACCACACCAACCUCACUCCACGCCCUGAUGUCAUUGGCCACCAGGGCGCCCCCAUGCUGGCUCCAGAGAACACUAUCCUGUCUUUCCAGAGGGCUCUGCAGAUGAACGUCAGUGGGCUGGAGGCUGACGUGGCCAUCAGUUUUGACGGGGUGCCAUUUCUGAUGCGAGACCGCACCUUGAGGAGGACUACAGAUGUGGGGAAGGUGUUUCCAGCCAGACAGCUGGACGAUGCCUCCUCAUUCAACUGGACAGACUUACACAGCCUCAACGCCGGCCAGUGGUUCCUCAAGGACGACCCCUUCUGGACGGUCCAGUCCAUGGCUCAGAGGGAGGUGAUGCUGGUGGGGAACCAGGGUGUGUGUAGUCUGGAGCAGCUGCUGAGGCUAGCCUCCCUCCAUAACCAGACAGUGGUUUUUAGCCUGCGACGACCCCCGCACAGACACCCCUGCUACCACAGUUGGAUCAACGAUACCCUGGAAGUCAUACGCCUAUCUGGGAUUCCACAGCACCUGGUGAUGUGGACCCCAGACUGGGACAGGGGGCAGGUAAGACAGGUGGCUCCAGGGCUUCAGCAGACAUCAGUAGAGAAGCUGCCGCCUCAAGUCCUUCACCAGCAGGGAAUCAGCAGCCUGCUGCUACGUUACAGCCAGGCCAGCCCCUAUGACAUCCGAGAGUUCUCCAGGAGCAACGUGAGUGUGACUUUGUACACGGUCAACGAGCCCUGGCUGUUCUCUGUGCUCUGGUGCAGCGGGGUUUCCUCUGUCUCCUCUGAAGCCCCCAACAUCCUCAGAAAGGUGCCUUACCCCAUCUGGCUCAUGAGUCCAGAUGAAUACUGUCUGAUCUGGGUCGCCGCUGAUCUCAUCUCCUUCACUGUAGUUAUAGGAAUUUUUGUAUUCCAAAAAUGGAGGUUGAGUAGCAUGCACAGCUACAACCCUGAACAGAUCAUGCUGAGUGCCGCAGUCCGGAGGUCCAGCAGAGACGUCAACAUUAUGAAGGAGAAACUCAUCUUCUCCGAGGUGAGCAAUGGUGUGGGCAGUGCUGAGGACCUGUACAUGGAGAAUGGCUUUGACUACUACAACAACGAAGGCAUCUCCCAUUGACUCUCACUCUACUAAUGUGAAUCUACUGAAAGACACCUGACUCUACUAGCAUGUGGAAACUGAGUAAAUUAAGACUUCCAAGUGACUGUCUUGUCUGUUCUGAUUACUCUUGUUUUACUCAGUGUAUCCAGAUAGUUAUUGGUUUGUUCCUCCUACUUACUAACUGAUUGAUUGACAGGCUGCUGUAUUACUGAAGAAUCGCAGGCAAGCACCACCCAUUGCUUUGUACAUUCUGUAAAUAGGUUUGUUUUUGCUUGUUAAAAACAGAUGUGGGACUAAAAUCACUUUUUAUUGAUGAACCAAUUGAUUUGUCAGAUUUGUGGCCUCUUCUCACCUCUAGAUCACUUUAUUUUUUAUUUUUUACAACUUGUUUGAAAAUAUAUUGGCCCAUUAAAUAUUGUUUUUCACUCAAACCUCCCGUGGGCAGGGAUUGAAUGGGCUCAUGGGCUGUAGUUUGCCCACCCCUGCUCUAGAUGCUUUGGAGGCCCCCCCAGUUACCAAUGCUUGUUUAUUAUUAAGAACCUAUUAGUUUUUUUUUAAACGUAUUUACUUGCAGUCACUUUAUAGCACAGCCAAUUCUUAGUUAUUUCGAGGAUUUGACUACUUGUGCAGCAUUGCUCCUAAUUCCUGCCACGUUUGGGUGCUAUUCUAAUUUUUAGGAAGAAAAACAACAGGAACAAGCUGUUUACAGAGGGUCCUGCCUUCUCCGACUAAGUGAAAUAUUUACAUGAUGUAAGAUAAUGAUUUGAACAGCAUUUCCUUCAUCCAUGCUUGUGACAUCGAAUGACUUGUGGAGCUGUGCUGUCUCAGGCAGGGCUUGUGUUCAGGCAGAACUGCUGGGUAUGUUUUCGGUUCAUUGUGAAUGUUUUGAUUUUUAAAGGAUGUGAACAGUGUAUUAUGGCAGUAGAGAUUUCACCACCUACCCCAAGUAUGCAGUUCUACAUGGAGUGUGUACAUGUUACAAAAGUUUUAUAUGCUAUGGCUGUCUGAACAUUAUAUUGGAAAUGUGAUGCAUAAUAAUAGCAAUAGUGUUGAGAAGUUUAUGAAAGUCAAGUCAUUUAAAUAUUUUGCAGACAAACUUCUCAAUGGCAUUUGAACAGCAAACUGCACCAUAUAGAGUGACAUUAAAGGGUAUCUUUUAUGUCGUGAUGAAGUGGGGUGUGCUAUAUUAACUGUGAAAAUAAAGCUCUAGGCUGUUGAAGGGACAACGCUGAGUAUCAGAAUAGUUCACACAGGGUCAAGGAAUGGAUUGACUUGUGUUCAUUUACUCCUUUGGUAUUUGUGUGCCUCAAAGUCAACAUUAAAAUGCUUCUGAUACCAAAGUGA